This is a messenger RNA of Aspergillus nidulans FGSC A4, 867 nucleotides long. Its product is annotated as HCNGP domain-containing protein. The coding region runs from base 138 to 830 and encodes 230 amino acids. Lineage: Eukaryota; Fungi; Ascomycota; Eurotiomycetes; Eurotiales; Aspergillaceae. The transcript has 3 exons. The record is from RefSeq and is a predicted model, not a curated record. Gene Ontology annotation, biological process: regulation of DNA-templated transcription.
CUCUGCCUUAAUGAAUAUCCCUUGUCCAUCCUUUCUAUAUCUGCGAUGUAAUAGUCUGAGAGAUUAUAUUACCCAUCAUCUAUACUUCUACUGCAACAUUGAUAUCGGACAUCAGCUUUCCCAGGGACUAUUUGGAAAUGAUGCUGGGACUUGGGAAUUAUGAAAGCAGUAGUGAGGACGAGGUUGAUAAAGAACAGUCCCUUCCAGAGUCAAAGCAAGAACUGAAAACGUCACAUGUCGAAGGCUCGCAAACACCAGAGGAUAAAACUCAACAUCGUCCGAAAGAUGCUUCCUCAGUACGGGAUACUGUCCCCGACCGAGAAGUCAGCGGCCCCGUGCUUGGGCCGAUGCACGAUAUGGGGCCGGCACAGACAAGUGACGGACAGCCAUUAUCGAACCGUACACUAAUCCAUGACUUGACGCUGCCGCCAGUACCGAACCUCGAUAUACCAGCAUCUCCGCCUGGAUCUCCGAACUCCGCGGCGAAUGCAAAAUUCCAGCAUUUUCUGUCGUUGAAGAAACAAGGCAUUCAUUUCAAUGACAAGUUAGCCAACUCUGUUUCUCUCAAGAACCCCAGUUUAUUGAGCCAGAUGAUGCAGCACGCUGGGAUAGAUGAUCGCGCGCAGUACUCAAGCUCCCUGCCGACCGAGAUGUGGAACACUUCAGACUUGCCGAGCUGGGGCUACAAGGAAGAGCUUCUGAAAGCGCAGAGGGAACUUAAUGCUAAAGUCGAUGAGACUAGGGCAAAAGGGCAAAGGGACACAAUCGAAUUUGUAUCAGACACAGGCCGAUCCUAUUCAGCCUCACAUCCCAAAUCGAAACCACGGUAACUUAAAGAUAAUGAUGACAAUUCUGCAUAAUCCCUAG